Arabidopsis arenosa is the source of this 2058-nucleotide messenger RNA. The record is from the annotation of a GenBank genome assembly. Lineage: Eukaryota; Viridiplantae; Streptophyta; Magnoliopsida; Brassicales; Brassicaceae.
AACCCUAAUUUCUGAGCGGGAGCGGAAGAGAAGCCCCAAUUUUUUUGUCUUUCUAAACACUCGAACAUGGCGAAUUUGGAUUUGGAGCAGCAUUCAUCCGAAAACGAAGAGAUUAAGAAGAAGAAGAGUAAAAAAAGAGCGAGAGACGAAGCUAAGAAACUAGAGCAGCCCGAGCAUGAAGAUGUUGAUGCCGAAGAGAACAAACCGUUAAUUGACGAAGAAUCGAAGAAGAAGAAGAAGAAGAAGAAGAAGCUAAAGCAGUGUGGAGAUAGUAAUGACGAAGAGAACGAAGCGAUAACAGAAGAAGAGCCGAAGAAGAAGAAGAAACAGAGGAAGGACAAGGAAGUGAAGUCUGAAGAAGAAGAAAAGGAAGAAAACAAAGUGGAGGAAACAAGUAUAAUGACUAAUGAAACAUUUGAGUCAUUGUCAUUAUCUGAUAACACUUAUAAAUCUAUCAAGGAGAUGGGUUUUGCACGCAUGACUCAGAUACAAGCAAAAGCAAUUCCACCAUUGAUGAUGGGAAAAGAUGUACUUGGAGCUGCCAGGACCGGUUCUGGUAAAACUUUAGCUUUUCUUAUUCCUGCUGCAGAGCUUUUAUACCAUGUUCGUUUUACUCCUCGCAAUGGAACUGGUGUUAUCGUCAUUUGCCCAACAAGAGAGCUUGCUAUUCAGUCUUAUGGAGUAGCAAAAGAACUUCUUAAGUAUCAUUCACAGACUGUGGGAAAAGUUAUUGGCGGUGAGAACAGAAAGAAAGAAGCUGAGAUUCUUGCGAAAGGUGUUAAUUUAUUAGUAGCAACCCCUGGAAGACUUCUCGACCACCUUGAGAAUACAAAUGGUUUUGUAUUCAAGAACUUGAAGCUUCUUGUAAUGGAUGAGGCUGAUAGGAUAUUGGAACAGAACUUUGAAGAGGACCUGAAGAAGAUUAUUAAGCUUCUACCAAAGACUAGACAGACGUCACUGUUUUCCGCCACACAGAGCGCAAAGGUUGAGGAUCUUGCUCGGGUGUCACUUGCCUCACCUGUUUAUAUCGAUGUGGAUGAAGGACGAAAAACGGUUACAAAUGAAGGCUUGGAGCAAGGUUAUUGCGUUGUGCCAAGUGGGAUGCGGUUAUUAUUUUUACUUACUUUCUUGAAGAGAUUCCAUGGGAAAAAGAAAAUCAUGGUGUUUUUCUCUACAUGCAAAUCGACAAAGUUCCACGCCGAACUCUUUCGAUAUAUCAAAUUAGAUUGCCUUGAAAUCCGUGGAGGGAUAGACCAGAGCAAAAGAACUUCAACAUUAUUCCAAUUCAUCAAGGCGGAAACCGGUAUUUUGUUGUGUACUAAUGUUGCUGCCCGAGGUCUUGAUUUUCCUCAUGUGGACUGGAUUGUGCAAUAUGAUCCUCCAGAUAACCCAACGGAAUAUAUUCAUAGAGUUGGUAGAACAGCUCGUGGAGAAGGAGCAAAAGGAAAGGCUCUGCUUGUCCUUACUCCAGAGGAGUUACAGUUUAUUCAGUAUCUCAAGGCGGCGAAAAUUCCUGUUGAGGAACAUGAAUUUGAAGAAGGGAAAUUGCUCGACGUGAAAUCUUUUCUGGAGGAUUUGAUAUCUAAAAACUAUGCAUUAAACGAGUCAGCAAAAGAAGCAUACAAGACUUACAUUUCAGGAUAUGAUUCUCACUCUAUGAAAGAUGUCUUUAAUGUUCACCGACUCGAUCUCAAGGAGGUUGCGGCUUCGUUCGGUUUCUCAGAUCCUCCCAAAGUUGCUCUGAAGACAGAUCGAGGAGGGUACAAGAGUAAGAGAGAACCGGUUAAUAAGUUUAACAGAGGUCGUGGUGGUAGACGCGGCGGUAAAAGCAAGUUCGAGAGGUACUAAAAGCACCAAGACUAAAAAAUACAGUUGCACAAGAACCAAGACAACGUCAUGGUACAAGCCUUUUAACGAAUGUUGUAUCUUAUUUUUGUGUUCAAUUACUAUUGUUUUGUCUUAAGCUGUCUCGAGAUAUCAGAUAAGAGAGACCAGUUUUGUCCUCGUUACUUAGAAAUAUUGAUCAUUUUUUUUUGCGAAUAAACUUCGACUUAUAUA